AUGGCGUGGUUCAUCCUUCACCUCCUUACUCUUCUCUGGUCCAUGGCUGGGACCACUUCCUACACCAGAAACCUGUGCUCUGUUCCCUCAGCACAGCAGUCCCUGGUAAAUGGGAUCCAAGAGCUCAUGGAAUCUUCUGUGAGCAACUCGGCCUUUCCAAACCCCAGUGUCCUGAUUGCCAUGAACCUGGCAGGAGCCCAAGACCUGGAAGCCCAGAAGCUCUUGGUGUACAAGCUCUUGGCCAGUGACAGCUCUGACCUAACCAUUGGCCAACUUGCCCUCACAGUUAUGGCCCUCACCUCCUCCUGUCGAGACACUCGGGAGAAAGCAGAGAUUCUACAGAGUCAGUUGGAGAAGUGGGCCCCCUCAGGCCUCAAUGCACCAGCUUCAUCCUUCUAUGGCCCCAGUCUGGCCAUCAUGGCACUGUGCCAGAAGAAUGCUGAACCCAUCUUACCAAUAGCAGUUCGUUUUGCCAAGUCCCUGCUGGUCAAUAUUGCUCCUUUCAGUGUGGAUACAGGAGCAAUGGCAACCUUGGCUCUAACGUGCAUGUUCAACAAGAUCCCUGUAGGUUCAGAGGAAGGUUACAAGACCUUGUUUAGACAAGUACUGAAGGAUCUGGUGGAGAAUAUCAGCAUGAGGAUCCAAGACAAUGGCAUCAUUGGGGAUAUCUACAGUACUGGUCUUGCCAUGCAGGCUCUCUCUGUGACACCUGAGCAACCUAACAAGGUGUGGAACUGCAAGAAGACAAUGGAGGCAGUACUUAGUGAGAUUAAAAUGGGGAACUUUCACAACCCAAUGUCCAUUGCCCAAAUUCUCCCUUCUCUGAAAGGCAAGACCUAUCUAGAUGUGCCUCAUGUAUCUUGCAACUCUGAUCCUGAGGCACAACCAACUCUGCCCAGCCAUCUCAGCCCUGUGCCCACCGCAGCAUCUAACAUCACUGUCAGAUACACCAUCAACAACCAGCUGCGAGGGGUGGAGCUUCUCUUCAAUGUGACCAUCGAUGUUAGUGUGAAAAGUGGAUCUGUGUUGCUUGUUGUCCUGGAGGAAGCACAGCGCAAAAAUCACAUGUUCAGAUUUGAAACGACAAUGACAUCUUGGGGUCUGUUUGUCUCUUCUAUCAAUAAUAUUGCUGAAAAUGUUAAUCAUAAGACGUAUUGGCAAUUCCUAAGUGGCCAAACACCUUUGAUUGAAGGAGUUGCUGACUACAUCCCCUUCAAUCACGAGCACAUCACAGCCAAUUUCACACAAUACUAA
Suncus etruscus (white-toothed pygmy shrew) is the source of this 1254-nucleotide messenger RNA. RefSeq names its product cobalamin binding intrinsic factor (gene CBLIF). The coding region runs from base 1 to 1254 and encodes 417 amino acids. Gene Ontology annotation, molecular function: cobalamin binding. The record is from RefSeq and is a predicted model, not a curated record. Gene Ontology annotation, biological process: cobalamin transport. NCBI's taxonomy places the organism in Eukaryota, Metazoa, Chordata, Mammalia, Eulipotyphla, Soricidae. The transcript is spliced from 9 exons.